This is a messenger RNA of Exophiala viscosa, 3280 nucleotides long. RefSeq names its product transcriptional regulatory protein. Lineage: Eukaryota; Fungi; Ascomycota; Eurotiomycetes; Chaetothyriales; Herpotrichiellaceae. The record is from RefSeq and is a predicted model, not a curated record. The coding region runs from base 443 to 2950 and encodes 835 amino acids. The transcript is spliced from 2 exons. Gene Ontology annotation, molecular function: DNA binding; DNA-binding transcription factor activity, RNA polymerase II-specific; zinc ion binding. Gene Ontology annotation, biological process: DNA-templated transcription; regulation of DNA-templated transcription.
CUCCCACGUAAUGGUAAGAAUCAGAAGAGGCCAUGAACGACAAACGAUUGCAUCGGCAACGUGGUUCCCCCCGACAAGCGGCAGAGGAGAGGACCCCGGCGCAUGGGUGUUUUUUGACUAGCGAUCAUCCAAUCGCUAACCUCGAACGGAUGAUUUCAUGCCAGGCCGGGGACGUCCGGGGUAUCUUUAGCAUGCUGGACGGUUUAGUCCUGUCUCGAUCGCGCCAGUGUGCUGGGACUAAGGCGAGACUUGGACCCGUGCGCUCAUCCAUAUCUAUCCCCAGUGCCCACGCUCGGUUUCUUGCUUGCCCCUCGGUUUCUUUCUGCGUCUCUGCAUCUUCCUGUUCCCCAGGUCCAUAGAUUCCCAGGUUUACUCUUGUGUUCUCCGAGUGUCAUUGCCUAAGGUACUACUUUUCGCAUUGGCCAUUAUAUACUUGUGUACAAUGCACAACCAGGUCAAGAGAAAGACGUCGGUGGCUGGACUCACCACAGGCGGAAGGACAGUGAAACGACGAGCAUCCAAGGCUUGCCAUUGCUGUCGAUCCAGGAAAGUCAGGUGCGACGUGGUCGAGGGCGGCAUUCCCUGCACAAACUGCAGACUCGACGAAGUGGAAUGCGUAGUCACGGAGGGGAAACGGAGAAGAAAGUCAUGCGCAGAAGGCGAGCUGUUUCAUCAGUCUCCGUGCAACUCAAUCCAAGAGGAAACGGAACCUCCACAGUUUCCCAUCUUUGACGAUAUCGAUGGUCUGAAUGACUUUGCGCCUGCGCUAUCCUCGGUCGAGCCCGGUCAGAAUCUGCAUGCUUUGGAAUUUGAGCUCAGUCACCACAGACCUCAUAUGCUCUAUCAGACACAAGGUCAUCGACUGAGCAGAGAAGAACGCACCAGACGCAUGUCCGCGAUCAGCACCAGACCUCAUCCAACACCAGCCCAGCUCCCUACCGGAAUGUCGUACUUCCCACAGCAAAGCCCUCGACCAGAAAUCGCCCUGCCUCCUUUCAUCAAGCCAAUCUCACCAAGGCUUGCAAGUGAAGAUCUCGAAUAUCUGCAGAAGAAGGGGGCCUUCAUUGUGCCCGAGCCAGGAUUGCGUAACGAAUUGCUUCGUUGCUAUGUCCAGUAUGUGCAUCCAUACCUGCCGUUGAUCGACCUGCAGGAUUUUCUUGGUACCGUGCAAAAGGACCAACCCACCGACACCGUCAGCCUGUUGUUGUUCCAAGCCGUCAUGUUCGCUGCUACUGCAUAUAUAGAUAUGCGUUAUCUGGUAGCACAAGGCUACAUGACUCGUAAAGCGGCUAGGAAAUCUUUCUUCCAGAGAGUUAAGCUGCUGUACGACUUCGACUACGAGAUAGACCGCGUCACAGUGGUCCAGGGUGUCUUGCUGAUGACCUAUUGGUACGAAAACCCGGAUGACCCCAAGGAUGUCUGGCACUGGCUGGGCGUUGCCAUCUCUGUUGCACGAACCAUCGGACUCAACUGCGACACGUCGAAUGCUCCCUUGAUGAGCAUGCAACAACGACGUCUAUGGAAGCGGAUAUGGUGGUGUUGCUUUAUGCGAGACCGCCUGAUUGCUAUCGGCAUGCGUCGUCCAAUGAGAAUCAACAAGGGAGAUUUCGACGUCCCUAUGCUUGGAUUGAGCGACUUCGAGACUGAACCUCUGCCGACCGAGCUUACUCGCUUGCUCGGGGGCUGUCCCGCCGUCAAAGACAUCUCGACGCGAGUGACUUUGGCCAAGAUGUGCAUGGCCUUAGCUGAUCUCUGCAUGUGCAUCACCCAGGUUCUCGCUGUACAAUACUCAACCCUCGGCCACAAGAUCGGGGCAACACAAGAAACGACCAUGAGAUUGGUACCCAAGAAAUCCGCCGCCGACCCAUGUGACGUGAUUCGAUGUGACGGAGAGCUCGAAGAGUGGUACAAGAACCUAUCGCCGUCCUUGCGCUUCUUUGCUCCAGGCUCUCGGGACUGUCCAAGCACUAAUGACGGAGAUAUCAUCAACCUGCAUAGGGCACUUUUGACCGGCAUCUACCUUACGGCUGUCAGCGCCCUGCAUAGACCACAGAUCCUACCCUCUGCACCAACAGUUGUGGUUGCUCCCGAGCUUCGAGAAUUGUCCAAGCGCAAAGUCCGUGAAGCUGCAGACGACAUCACCAACAUGUACAGAGAUCUCUUCGCCCACGAUCUGAUCCGCUUCUUGCCAAACACGGGAGUGACAUGCCUUCUGCCGGCUAUCAUUAUCCACCUACUCGACAUCAAGUCAACGGAUGCUGCCGUUCGACAAGCUAGCAUUCGCAAGUUUCAAUUUUGUAUGCAAGCUCUGCAACGACUUCGCGAGAUGUAUGCUUCGGCAGACUUCUCAUUCUCGUUCUUGGAUGCCGCUGUUCGUAAGACGAAUUGUCAGCUCAGUGCGGCUACCAUUGCCACAGCUGCCUCCGAUAACAAGGAGCAGUUCUCGAACAGUGGAAGCCCGUUCGAGCACAAGCCUUUCCCUUCGGGACCGUUGCUUCUCACACCGCCUCCAGAAGCCAUGCAAACAGCAAAGCUUCUGCUAUUCAGCUCGACUCUGGCUCCUGAGGAGCGCAACCUUCUCUCCGCUUUCACACCGCCGGGCUCGGCAGGUUCUGAAGCGAGCUUGCAUUCAUACAACACUGGCGGGGCCGCUGCUGGUUUGCGCGAGAUCCACCAGGAGGAUGAAUUGGACUAUAAGGGAGCCGACGAACCUCAGCAAGAGCUGACGCAACUCGAUUUCGAGUCCCUUGUGAACCUGGAGGGUGGCAGUGAUCUGUUUUCCAGUGUGGAAGAUGAUAUGGACAUGAACUUGCAAUGGUUGAAUGGAUUUGAUGCCGGAGAUCUGGACAUGAACAGUGAGGAGCAUACCUUUGGUAAGGAUCACGCAGGUGUGGGAAUUGAUGGUUCAGGCUAUGCUGAACAGCCAGCGAAUGUUACAUUGGUGGCCUAGGCCUUAUGUGCUAUGCCUGCUAUGAAUCAAUGGUUGGGGAAGAAAGGCAUUUUGUAUAUACUGUACUUUGUAUCAGAGUCUGUAACCACGAUAUAUGACAAAAGUGAUUGAUCAUAAUCAUCAGGCUAAAGGACGCCAUAUGGUGUACUCGUACAAAGCACCUCGUACGCGUCUUGUGGCUUGCCACCAAAAAUCCUCAUUAGCUGCGAUACGGUAUGGGUGGCUUGCAGAUCUCAUCUAAAGGUGCGGGUGGUUGCCGUCGUAUUACUGCAAGACAUCACGGAGCUUUAUUUUGACCACUUCGGCCACUUGAAGAUUUCUUCAUUUCCA